Drosophila biarmipes is the source of this 509-nucleotide messenger RNA. RefSeq names its product probable insulin-like peptide 5. Gene Ontology annotation, molecular function: hormone activity. The record is from RefSeq and is a predicted model, not a curated record. NCBI's taxonomy places the organism in Eukaryota, Metazoa, Arthropoda, Insecta, Diptera, Drosophilidae. The transcript is spliced from 2 exons. Bases 40 to 375 code for a protein of 111 amino acids. Gene Ontology annotation, cellular component: extracellular region.
GUGCAUUAAAUCCUUUCCAGCAGCGAAGCCAGCAAGACUAUGAUGUUCCGCACUGUUAUCCCGUGGCUUCUGCUCCUAAUCACGCUUCUUGGAUGCUCAGAGGCGAGCAGUCAAAGCCAACGCAUUUGCGGACCCAACCUCAUAGAGACAAUGAUGUUGAUGUGCCCCAAUGGAUUUAGCGGAUACUAUCAAAAAAGAAACUCCAUGAUUUUUGACUAUGUCAGGGCCGAGGGUGGUGACGAGAAUGCGGUCUCCGAAGACCACCAUGGCCGGAUGAACUCACUGACGGGAUUGCGGCGCAUUUACCGGGGUAUUUUCGACGACUGCUGCCUCAAACCGUGCAGCCAAAAGGAGAUGCUGGAAUACUGCAAGUGAAUCCAAAAACUUAUACCGACACCUGUUCGAUCUCUAUAUAUACGACUUAUUACGUUUUGAUUAUUAUAGAAAUAUUUAUAUGUGUAUGCACACUUUUAAAAAAUGAAAAUAAAAUAUAUAUGCGCAACUAAAAA